AUGACGAAGCGGCGCGAGCUGAACGUGCGCGAGCUGCUCGAGCUGGAGCGCCAGAUCUACCAGGAGAGUAUCGACCGCGUGCGGAAGCAGCAGGAGGAGCUGAAAGCCGGGACGCUGGAGGACUUUGUCCGGCGCUGCCAGCCCUUCGAGGCGGAUCGCGAGCGCGAGCUGCAAGUGGCGCAGCACCAGUACCACUUCUCGCUGCAAGACGCGUCCAGUCUCUUUGAGUUCGACGUGCAGCAAGCAAACGACGUGCUGCGGUCGGACGAGCAGCAACUGAAACUGGAGCUGCUCGAGCGCACCCAACAGCGUCGCCGGCGAAUUGGACAGCGGCGGCAGAUGUUGCAGGACGGCAUUGUUGACACGAGCAACGUGAAGGCAGUGAACGUGACGCAUUCGGAUCGCGUCGACACGCGGCUGACCAAAUUGGAGCCUGAGCUGCUGGAAAAACAGCUGCGGCGUGCACGACAGCGGAUGAGGACGAGGUUCAAUUUUCGACACUUGUCGCGAGUGCAGAGGAAUCGAGAACGAGACGAAGGGGUCAAGAUGGGGCAAGAGGAAGAGGCGGAGCAAGAGGUGGACGUAAUCGUUGAUGAGGUUGGAGAGAAGUUGAUGUGUCGAGGACGUGUUGGCGAGAAUGGUGCCGUGAUGGACGAGGCGUUUUGUGUGGGCGAUCCAGUGGUGUUGUUGUCAAAGUUGACGGAGGAGGACUUUCAAGGAUUCGUGUCGGCUCUUUCAGAAGGAGGAAGUCAAGUUGGUGCUGGUGUGUGGAUCGCACGUUCGCGUGACGCUUUGCACGACUACGUAGUGGGCAAUGUGCUCUUCGAAAGCAAUCGGAGACAGCUAACUCGGAACCGAAAGCGUUGCUUGGCGUUGCGGCUAAUUUGA
Hyaloperonospora brassicae is the source of this 888-nucleotide messenger RNA. The record is from the annotation of a GenBank genome assembly. Lineage: Eukaryota; Oomycota; Peronosporomycetes; Peronosporales; Peronosporaceae.